Molecule: messenger RNA, 1554 nt
Organism: Vitrella brassicaformis
Lineage: Eukaryota; Vitrellaceae
Source: the annotation of a GenBank genome assembly
AAGGCUUCCUUGCUUUCAGUUUCACGAGCGGUUUGCCGAGUGGGCUUGGCGUGAGUUGGCUACGUUUCUGCAUGACAAUGCUCGGCUUUGUCAUCGUUUUCCUCACCAUCCUGUCCCUCUCGUCGUUCGUCUUCCUGGUCUCGUCGAGCAUAUUUGCUCCGCGCGGCAGCGUCCAGUGGCAUGAGAUUGGCCCAGGGGCUGAUGAGUCGGACUUCACGACCGGCUUUGUUGUUCCGAAGAGGAGGACACAAGACCACCGUGGGCCACCGGCGUUCAUCUUUCCUGACGGCUGGCCGUCGAAUCAUGUCAACGACAGCGGCGUUUCCUGCAACACGUUUCCUCGUGUCAUCCACCAGACGUGGAAGGAUGGAAAGACGAUGCCCAUCAGGUUCAAGCAAUGGAUGGCCUCCUGGUUUGAGCACCAGCCGGAGUGGCGGCAUGUUCUCUAUGACGACAGAGCGCUCGAGGCCCUCGUUGCUGAGCACUUCCCCGAGUGGCUGGCCAAGUAUAAGAGACUGCGGGGCGUAGAAAAGGCUGACCUCGGCAGAAUGCUCGUCGUCUUUGUUCGUGGUGGUGAGCAGGAAAGGGACAGAGAGAGACACCACACACCAACUGGCGGCCGAUGGCAUGUCGUUAAUUGUGUCCCCGUUGUCCCUUUGCAGGUGUGUAUGUCGAUGUGGAUUUUGAGUCGAUCAAAUCGCUAGGACCUUUGCUAGACGAAGCCGAGAAACGAUGCCGAGGCGUCAUUCUAUCAGAGGAGACCCUCGUCCACUCGUAUCUGCUCGAGCGCCAUAGCGAGCAAGAUCGGCCGUUCGUGAGCAACGCCUUCAUUGCGGCGGCGCCAGAACAGCCAUUCGUGAAGGCCUUCUUGCACAGAGUGCUGGACAAGCGACUGCGAAAGGGGCUUCCGACCUACAGAGACCCCGUCACGAGCGGCUCACGGGAACUGACCAAACUGGUGCAUGAAGUUCUCAAAGUCAAUGACGGAUCUCUCGGUAUGUCGCUCACACAGACACACACAGGGAGAGAGAGGGCCUUCUGUGUAUGGGUGUGGAUGCGUGUAGGGUCUAUCUGGGUGCUGCCCUUCAACGUUAUGUUUCCCGAGAUCUGCCAGUGGAAUGUGGGCGCGAUGAGGGAAAAGUGCGUCGGCGACCGUCCAGUCCACUCGCUGAGAGACAUGGAGUGGGCCAUCAAGGGCUGCCCAAUGCUCGCGGCGGCCAUGGCGAAUACGAGUGCCUUUUUUGACGACACGACAUUGGCUGUGCACCACUGGCAGUGCUCAUGGUGUCCUGGUAGAGAGCAUUCGGCACGCGACGAGACCUUCGUUGUGGCAGCAGAGUUGCCAGACAUGCGUGUUGCUUGAUGUGUAGCUUAGCAGGCUCGUACGCGUGUGUGUGUGUGUGUCGGUGUGCACAUGGAGGUGUGUUUUUCUGACCUGUCUGUACAUAAUGUGCUCAGAGUAUUUUUUCAUCCCCUGAACGUAUGUAACCUGCGUGCAGCUGAGCUGUCCACUCGAGAUGGGAACAAAAUAACACAGUUACAGCAUGAGAAUAG